AAUGCCUCUCUCUAACCAUUGUCUCCUUCGUUUCUCCGUUCCGCAAACACACACCCAAACGCGGCCUUAAUUCAAUUACCUGAAUGCAAACAAGAAGAAAUUAGAAGAAACAUGAGAAGGCCAUUGAGACACAGACAAGUCAGCAGCCACCACAAGAAGAAGAAGAAGCACGACCUCUCCACUGCCUCUUCUCCUUGCGAUCUAAUCAACGUUCUUUCCACAUGCAAGAGAUUGAACCGUUUAGGCCUGAACCGUGUCGUUUUAUCCAAAGCUGGUCCAAAACUAUUCGCCAUUAAAGCCAAAAACUGGUCGGAAUCAGCUCACCGUUUUCUCAAAAACUGCGUUAACGCCGGCAACCUCCACGCAUCCUACACUCUCGGAAUGAUCCGAUUUUACUGUUUGGAAAACAGGGAGAGCGGGUUAUCGUUGAUGGCGAAGGCUGCGAUGAAAUCUCACGCGCCGGCUCUGUACUCUUUGGCGGUUAUACAGUUCAACGGCAGCGGAGGCACGAAAGGCGACAAGGACCUACGCGCGGGCGUGGCGCUGUGCGCACGCGCCUCGCUUCUCGGCCACAUUGACGCGCUCAGAGAGCUCGGACACUGCCUCCAAGACGGUUACGGCGUUCGCCAGAACGUCGCAGAGGGAAGAAAGCUCCUCGUCCAGGCAAACGCGAGAGAGCUCGCGUUCGUGUUACGCGCCGUGGCGCGGUCUUCCUCUUCGGCGUCGUUGCUGACGUGGCGAAACACGCUGAGCAACCAUUCGUCGUCGGCGUCGUCGGUUUCGUCUGCAGUGUGUCCGUUGCUUAGUGAUUACGGUUACAGUGUUGCGGUUCCCGAGGUUCAACCGGCGAAUUGGUUUCUGAGAGAGUGGUUUGAAUCGGGUAGGGGAAGAUUGGGAAACGGUUUGAGGCUUUGCGCGCACAUCGGAUGCGGUCGACCCGAGACCCGGCCUCACGAAUUUCGAAGGUGUUCGGUUUGCGGUAAGGUGAAUUACUGCUCGAGAGGGUGUCAGGCGUUGGAUUGGAAGCUGCGGCAUAAGAUGGAGUGUUCGCCGGCGGAGAUUUGGCCGUUGGAGGAGGACGGUGGUGGUGCGGUUGUUGUUGGUGGCGGCGGCGGCGAUGGAGUGGGAAACGACGUGGACGUGAGAAACGGCGUCGUUUGAGGUAUAAUACACUAAUCCGAAUAGGUGAAAAAUAGAAAAAAAAGAAAAAAAAAGGGAUUCGAUGAGUUUAAAAAUGGAGAUUAGUACGUUCCAGAAAUGAUUGUGUACAGUGACAGAAUGGGGAAGGUUUUUGCCUAUUUUGGAGGCUUUGAGAGAAUUCCUUUGAAAAAUCUGAAUACUGAUUAGAUGCUAAUAGUACAUUUUAAACAUGUUUUUUAA
Arachis duranensis is the source of this 1380-nucleotide messenger RNA. RefSeq names its product F-box protein At1g67340. NCBI's taxonomy places the organism in Eukaryota, Viridiplantae, Streptophyta, Magnoliopsida, Fabales, Fabaceae. Gene Ontology annotation, molecular function: protein binding. The record is from RefSeq and is a predicted model, not a curated record.